Manduca sexta (tobacco hornworm) is the source of this 2034-nucleotide messenger RNA. Its product is annotated as glucose dehydrogenase [FAD, quinone]. The transcript has 4 exons. The record is from RefSeq and is a predicted model, not a curated record. NCBI's taxonomy places the organism in Eukaryota, Metazoa, Arthropoda, Insecta, Lepidoptera, Sphingidae. The coding region runs from base 132 to 1814 and encodes 560 amino acids. Gene Ontology annotation, molecular function: flavin adenine dinucleotide binding; ecdysone oxidase activity.
CUCCUCUUCAUGUGGCAGUGUCAAUAAGGAAAUAUGCAUAAAUUAUUCCGGAACGUCAUUUUUGUAAAGAGAGAGUCAGGUGGCCGCCGAAAGUAGUCUUGUUUCAAAGAUCCACAGAAAACAAGGCAAAGAUGGCAGACGGUGUUGAACUUAUGAUGACUAUGAUCAGCAUGAUCAGUACCAUGUGGCCGCCACAAGCCACUGUCUAUGAUGGAUGUGCCUUUGACUUCAUCGUCGUCGGUUCCGGCGCAGGUUCGGUCGUGGCUAAUCGGCUGUCAGAGAGAUCCGAUUUCAACGUCCUGCUCAUUGAAGCCGGAGAUAUACCAGAUGAUGAUACUAGAAUUCCAGCUAAGUUCGGAAGUGUUAUAAAUACGCCCUGGGAUUGGAACUUUACUGCCGAGGCGGACGCGACGUCUGUCUCUCAAGAAAAGGGUCGCUUCAGCGUACCACAUGGCAAAUUGUUAGGUGGCACCAGCUCUAUCAACCAUCUCUUUUACCUCCGCGGCGAUCCUGCUGAUUUCAAUGAAUGGGCUGAUCUCCUUAAUGAUCCAUCAUGGAGAUACGAUAAUAUUGUUCCCUAUUUUAAUAAAAUUGAAAAUAAGAAAUAUGAACCGGUUAUGAAUUCACCAAGAGAAUCUAUCAGGAGCAAUGGAAUGAUGUCCAUAACAUCACAGCCGACUGACGUAUCUAAGAGAUACAUAGAAGCUUUCGAUGAAGUCGGUUACCCUGCCAAUCCGGACAUGAAUGGUGGUAAUAUUAUGGGUUACGGUGACACGCAGUACCAUUCAGACGUGGUCAGACAAGAUACGGCUAUGAACUAUAUUUUACCCGCCCGGAACCGUCCUAACUUCCACCUUUUGAAGAAUGCAUUUGUCACCAAAGUCAUUAUAGAAAAUAAAGUGGCAAUCGGAGUAGAAGUUGUAUUGUUUAAUAACGAAAAAAUUAUUAUUAAAGCGAAUAAUGAAGUUAUCGUAAGCGCUGGAGUAGUUAACUCGCCAAAAUUGCUCAGUUUAUCAGGAGUUGGACCCAAAGAGGUACUUGAAAAGUAUGGCAUUCCUGUGGUGGUCGACUUACCUGUUGGUGAAAAUUUGCAGGAGCACGUUGUGGUGCCUGUAGUGCACAAAAUGGAGUACUCGACAGCUAAAAAGACUGUUGUUUCAUCAGAUAAACUUCCGUUUCCAUUUCUCCUUGGCUCAUGUAGUCUUAAUGGUCAGGCUCCUCCUGAAUAUCAGACCACGGUCGCAUUGUUAGAACACGAUACUGAUUUCUUGAUGGCUCUCUGCUCUGGAGUGUUUGGAAUUAAAACAGAGACCUGCACGAUGUUGGUCGAUGAGUGUGCGGGUAGAGAUGUAAUGUACAGCUUUGUCACUAUUUACAAACCUGCAUCUCGUGGUUCAGUGACUAUUCAAAGCGCCGAUCCUUACGUCUAUCCUAAAAUCAAGUUCAACUUCUACGAAAAUAAAACAGAUCUCACAAACAUGGUUUUGUAUAUAAAAGACUUCUUGUCGAUCGGUAAUAGUACAUAUUUCAAAAAUGCUAAAGCAGAGUUGAUCAUGCCGGAGCUUGACGAUUGUUCUGGCGAUUAUUGGGAAUGCUACACUAUGCAGAACACCGUCCAUAUGUUCCACCCGACAAGCACUUGUCCCAUGGGUACAGUACUCGACAGCAAGGCCAAUGUGAAAGGCUUGAAACGCCUUAGAGUGGUUGAUUCGAGUGCUCUCCCCUCCAUUACCAGAGCCAAUAACUUAGCUGCUGUUAUUAUGUUGGCCGAAAAAAUUUCUGAUGAUAUCAAAAAUAGUUAUCCACGGUGUUAAUUCUGGAUUUCUUUGAGAUAUUAUAGUGAUGAUCAGAGAUAUUACUUUCUAUUUCUAGUUAUAUACUUCAUACAUUAUAUGUAAUAAUUAUUAUUGUUAUUCCACUGGCAAUAAAACUUUAUUUUUAAGCAGUUUCUGAACAUUUUUUGAUAUAUAGACACACCGUUAAAUAAUAAAGCAAAUGCACUGUUUUUUCGUAAAAUAUACUAAAUAGUAAAAU